AUGGACUUUGAAGAAUAUAGACUUAGAGGAAAAGAAAUGGUUGAUUUCAUUGCUGAAUAUCUUAAAACGAUUCGGUCUAGGAGGGUGUUCCCGGAUGUAUCUCCAGGUUAUAUGCGCACACUCGUGCCGGAAGCUGCUCCCGAGGAGGGAGAAAAAUGGGAGGAUAUUUUCAGAGACAUCGAGCGCGUCAUAAUGCCUGGCGUGACACACUGGCAGAGCCCCUACAUGCAUGCUUACUUUCCUGCCCUGAACUCCUUCCCUUCCUUACUAGGAGACAUGUUAGCAGACGCCAUUGGUUGUCUUGGAUUUACAUGGGCUUCUAGUCCGGCUUGUACAGAGCUGGAGACUAUUGUAAUGGACUGGCUGGGCAAAAUGAUUGGGUUACCAAGCGAGUUCCUUCACAGCAACAAACAGAGCAGAGGUGGCGGUGUCAUUCAGUUGACGGCUUCUGACUGUACGUUCAUCACGAUGUUAGCAGCGAGAACAGAGGCAUUUCAAAAUUACAGAAAAAUAGACCCAAACAUCGACGAAGCCGAAAUUAACGCGAGACUUGUGGCCUAUUGCUCUGAUCAGGCGCACUCCUCUGUGGAAAAGGCGGGGCUUAUUUCUUUGGUGAAAAUGCGUUACCUUUCAACGGAUGAUGAAUUGAGUUUGCGUGGCCACACCCUCCAAGACGCCAUAGCACGUGACAAGGAAGAUGGACUCAUUCCAUUUUAUGUGUGUGCUACACUUGGAACCACAGGAGCAUGCGCAUUUGAUAAUAUUAAAGAACUUGGAGAAAUCUGCGAAAAAGAGGGUUUAUGGAUGCACAUUGAUGCGGCUUAUGCUGGUACAGCCUUUAUUUGCCCGGAAUACCGGUCAUAUAUGGAAGGAAUCGAACUCGCAAGCUCAUUUGCCUUUAAUCCGUCCAAAUGGAUGAUGGUUCAUUUUGAUUGUUCUGCCAUGUGGGUUAAAGACUGUAGGGCUCUACACAGAACAUUCAACGUGGACCCCUUAUACUUAAAACACGAGAAUUCAGGUGCUGCCAUUGACUACAUGCACUGGCAGAUUCCUCUAAGCAGGCGAUUCCGAGCCCUAAAGCUAUGGUUUGUGAUCCGCUCCUUUGGGAUAGAAGGUCUUCAAAAGCACAUCAGAGAAGGAGUCAGACUUGCUACUAAAUUUGAAAAUCUUGUCAGAAAAGAUCAAAGAUUUGAGAUUCCAGCCGCUAGAACUUUAGGAAUGGUUGUUUUCCGAUUAUGGGGUGAAAAUGAAAUGACGGAAACCUUGCUGAAAAGACUGAAUAAAUCCGGAAAAGUCCACAUGGUUCCAGCCUCUUUGAAAGGAAAAUAUGUCAUCAGAUUUACGGUGACAUCUCAAUACACCACAGACCAAGAUAUUGAGCGGGAUUGGAAAAUAAUUUCAGACACCACCACUAAGGUACUACAAGACACAGAGUCGGAGGAAGAUGAAGCCUAUAGCGAUGAGGAGGUAUCCAGUCCUGAAGUGGAGGAGAAACAGUUUGUCAGAGUUCCGUCCAUUAAAAAGCGAGAGUACGGUAUGAGUCUGCUUUUAAGUAACGUCCCUAUGUCCCCAAAACUAAUCAACGGAAGUUUCGCAGCUUUGUUUGAUGACAACGAGGCUAUGGAGGAAGUAGCCAAACAAAUUUCUGCCGACAACGCUGAACACCUUAUCCCUCUGUCACCAAGGAGACGCAAACUCAGGGACCAAUCAAAACAGCAAAGUCUAGACCAGACAACCAUGACUGAGUAUUUCCUAAGCAACUCUUAUAAACACCAGGGGUCGCUCGAUUCUAAACUUGAUGAAAUAAUCAACAAUCCUUCAUUCUCAGAAAUGCGCAUGAAUGGAACUCAGAUGGAUGACGUAUUUGAGUCGGAAGAGGAGCAUGGACAAAGUCAACAAAUCAUGGAAGCAAAGCAUAAAUUCUGUCCAAUAGAAUCUAACGAUGACGUUUUCUACAACGAAGAGGGAACGCAGACCGAAAAUAAUCGAAACGGAAUAAGUUCAGAACCAAAUAAAAAGUUGACAAUAUUGCAACGUAAGAAUCCCAACAUACGGCUUCAGAUACCGGAUAUGAGCGUUUUGAGCAUGCGCAAUAUCUGUCCUCAUUGUGGAAGCCGUGCUAGCAUGUCAUAAAUUUAUUUUUUCGAGGACAGAAAGUUUGACCUGUAUAAUUCAUUUUCCAUUCACUUUUUGUUGCCUAUAUAGAUAUAAUGUACAGUA
This is a messenger RNA of Saccostrea echinata, 2220 nucleotides long. Its product is annotated as histidine decarboxylase-like. NCBI's taxonomy places the organism in Eukaryota, Metazoa, Mollusca, Bivalvia, Ostreida, Ostreidae. Gene Ontology annotation, biological process: L-histidine catabolic process; histamine biosynthetic process. The transcript is spliced from 15 exons. The record is from RefSeq and is a predicted model, not a curated record. Bases 1 to 2133 code for a protein of 710 amino acids. Gene Ontology annotation, molecular function: pyridoxal phosphate binding; histidine decarboxylase activity.